Messenger RNA from Phymastichus coffea, 1003 nucleotides. RefSeq names its product grpE protein homolog, mitochondrial (gene Roe1). Gene Ontology annotation, cellular component: PAM complex, Tim23 associated import motor. The coding region runs from base 177 to 869 and encodes 230 amino acids. The record is from RefSeq and is a predicted model, not a curated record. NCBI's taxonomy places the organism in Eukaryota, Metazoa, Arthropoda, Insecta, Hymenoptera, Eulophidae. The transcript is spliced from 4 exons. Gene Ontology annotation, molecular function: adenyl-nucleotide exchange factor activity; protein-folding chaperone binding; protein homodimerization activity. Gene Ontology annotation, biological process: protein import into mitochondrial matrix; protein folding.
CAGUUUCAUCAUUCUUUUUAGAUAAAUAAAAAAAUCAACGUUAAACUCCUCGUGGCUUUGAUGAAAAUCAUCUAUUCUAUUCUAUAGGGUGCAUUCGAUUUAGCCGUACCGUAUCUAUCGCAGUUCCUAUCGCAGUACGGUAGUCGACCGCAUGUGACAUUAUCAGAAAAUUCAACAUGACGUCGCUGGCUGUGCCGGUUGCAGUGAAAUUCGGUCGUCUUGCAAUUGAAAAUGUUUACCACACGAGCAAAAACCUCAUUCUGCGGCCAGCAAGCAGUUCUACAACAUUUGUUUCAUUAAAAAAAAAUUUUGGCACAGCAGCAGAGGAACAAAGUCAAUCUGACCAACAAAUUGUUUCAGAAGCAGAAAAGAAAUUGAAAGCUGAAAUUGAAUUGUUAAGUAAAGAAGUUGUUGAACUGAAAGAGAAAAAUGCAGAACUUAAUGACAAGUACAAGAGAUCUCUUGCAGAUAGUGAAAACCUCAGAGUGAGAUUAACAAGACAAAUUGAAGAUGCGAAACUUUUUGGAAUACAAGGAUUUUGUAAAGAUUUACUAGAUGUAGCAGAUAUCUUAGGAAAAGCGACAGAAAGUGUUCCCAAAGAUGAAGUUACAGAAAGAAAUCCUCAUUUGAAGAGUCUGUAUGAAGGUUUAAUCAUGACUGAAGCACAGUUGCACAAAGUGUUUAAAAAGCAUGGUUUAGUAUCGCUAAAUCCUUUGGACGAAAAGUUUGAUCCUAACCAACAUGAAGCUCUAUUCCAGCAGGAGGUUGAAGGUAAAAAACCAGGAACUGUAGUUGUUGUCUCAAAAAUUGGUUACAAGCUUCAUGAAAGGAUAGUGCGACCAGCAUUGGUUGGUGUUGCAAAGGGAUAAAAAUUGUAUUAUUUCACUAGAAUCAGUUUUUUGUUACAAGAAAUUUUUUUUAAAUAAUCUUAUUUUAUCAUAAAAGUGACAUUCUAGAUAGCUAUGUAAAGUGUAUAAAAAUAAGCAUAUAACGUAUUUCAUUC